ACAGUGGGCGCUGUCACCCUCAAGUAGAUUUGGGUUUUGCUAGGGCAUUGUGGACAGGGAUGGUGGAUGGGUGUAAGCAUCUGCCUCUGAUUCCAAAGGUUGCACGUGCUUAUCCAGUGAUAUGUUUUGUUUUAAGCCUAUCCCAGCCCCUAGCCCGUACCUUAACCAUUCUGAGUUAAUGCCUUCACAAUUUGUAGUCAAUUCCUGAACUUAACCCCAAACUUAAAAAUGCUGAGUCAAUGCCAGAACUUAAUGCCUUACACACAAAUUUGACUUUGGACCAACUUCGAAAUUUGACGUUUGAACGUCUAAUUCUGAGGUGAGAAUGUAAGAGCUGGUUGGUAAGUACAGCCAUGAAAACAGGUGAAUGAAAUUAUACAGUGGGUUCUAGGGGAGAAAUCUCAAUACCUUACCUAACAAGCAGAUAUGGGAACUGCUUCUCAAAAGAGGCGGGGAAAAGAGAUUCGACCCAAAAAUCGUCCUAGUUAUUCUUCUCCAAUUAUUCCUGGAAAAAGAAGCAAAAGUGGUAAAACAGUUUCACACCAAGUCAGUCACUUCCCAUCUAAAAGGAAACAAAAAAUGCAUUGCUCAGAAGCCCAUAGGUACUCAGGGGUUUUGGACAGAUUUUUGGGGAAGUUGUGUAUCUUUACACGCACGCAACAAUUGCAUCCUUCCCAGCGCUCAAGUCCCAUUCAACCCAUUCAACAAGUAUGACAUAUAGGAAGUGAUUGUUAGUGUUCCCCUAUCUCUCUCUCUCUCUCUCAUACACACUUCCUUCUCAUUCCCACACACCCUCAUCCUCUCUCUGUCUCCCGGCGGUCACUUGCCUAAUUCAGGAGUUUUCUCUGAGUCGUUUCCCUGUUAGGGCUUUCUGUCCUACGUUUUCACCUUCCUUCUGGCAUUUCCUGUAAACCCGAUCCGUCCUGUCCUACUACUGCAAAUUGGUGAAAGUCUGACUCGCCUCGAGAGUAUGUCAACACUCUCUCACGGGACAGGUGUGGAGGUGUGUGACGUGUGUGAGUGUGUGUGCCUGUGAGCACGUGCCACCAUCUAUUUGUGUGUGUUUGGGUCUGCCAACACAACCCCUCUUACAUUUCCUUAAUUAAGCGAUGCCAGUAAAAACAAUUACAGGGCACUCUGUAUAUAAUAAGUGAUUGACAACUUGGCAAGUGAGGAAAUGUAAUGGAAAUUCCUAUGGUUGACAUUAUUGUGAUAUGCUGUAUCUCCUGGUGGGAAGCAGCCAUUCAAGUCUGGGCAUGUUGAGAGAAACCCCCCCCAACCAGAGUGUGAGAGAAAGAAAGAGAAAGAGAGAGAGAAAAAAAUACGUCUGUCUGUCUGUCUGUCUGUCUGGGCAUGCGUUCAAACUCUUUGCCCUGCCCCCUCCCCGUCAGUCUAACUAGCAGCUGAUAAAAGCAGUGACAGCGUUGAUUUCACACCAGACAGUGACAGUAGUUCAGGAACCCACACACAGUGCGCGGGACACACACUCAAGAAACAACCCAGGUGGAACAAGAACCAGGUCAUUAGAAGAGGACAUAGGAGACUGUUCUGUACAUGGCAGAGAUCUAUAACGGCAGGCAGCUAUACCACUUCAUCGAUGGCUAUGACUUGCAGCGCAGCAACUGGAUGCGCUACGUCAACCCAGCGCACUCGCUGUCCGAACAGAACCUGGUGGCGUGCCAGAAUGGCCGUGACGUCUACUUCUACACCAGCCGGCCCGUGGAGCCCAAGCAGGAGCUGCUGGUGUGGUACAGCCAAGAUUUCGCCCAGAGACUGUGCAGCCAACCAGGUGACGAGCUCAAGCAAAAACACAUUAUCGGAGAUGUCAGAGAAUCCGAAGAGAAGGAGGAGAUGAAAGACGAGAGAGAGGAUGAAGGGGAGGAGAGAAUUGACGUGGAGGUGCUGGAAAGAGACACGCCGCCCGACACGCCAGACGACCAAAUCAUGGACUUCAGCCAGAAGAUAGAGAAUGAGAAGGUGACCCAGGACCACCAGGGACCCAUCCCCUCUCCUCAACCCGACCAGCGAGAGCCCAAUCUGGGAUCUCAUGUCUACGGCUUCCCAGAGUGCCACCCGACCGCCCCCUCCCCGACCCGCGACCUUCACCUCCACGGGCUCUACAGCCACAGAGAGGGCCUAGUGUCCUCCUACCCCCUCUACCAUCCCUCCAGACCCCUUCAACCCCCCUACCAGCUUCUCCCCCAAUACAGCAGCCCCCACUACCCCCACCUAUUCCUCCCCCAGUACCCCCCACCCUUCCCUGGGAUGCUCCCCUCCAGAGGCCCUCUGCGGUACAGCAGCUAUCCGAGUAACGAUGGACUUCCACACCCCUCCAUGACCCACCAGCCUGGUCUGCUCCCAGUGUCUCUGCCCUACCCCGGAGCGACUCAGGGAGGGCUGAAGGAGAGGACCCCAAAUAUGUCACCUCCUUGUGGGGCCCCAGCCACCCCAGAGCUCUCUCCCCUUCCCAAGCAGGAGCACCAGACACCCCUGCCGUCACCCUGUGGCUGUGAGGAGGCCAUGAACCUCAGCAUGGACAUGCCAAAGAGCAGCCCCUCGCCACCUGCCCCUGGCUACAAAUCCCUUCCCUACCCCCUGAAGAAACAGAACGGCAAGAUCAAGUACGAAUGCAACGUCUGCAUCAAGACUUUCGGACAGCUGUCCAACCUCAAGGUGCAUCUGAGAGUACACAGUGGAGAGAAGCCCUUCCAGUGUCACCUCUGUCUGAAGAGCUUCACCCAGCUAGCCCACCUGCAGAAGCAUCACCUGGUCCACACUGGAGAGAAACCACAUGAGUGCACGGUGUGUCACAAGCGCUUCAGCAGCACCAGCAACCUCCGGACCCACCUGCGGCUCCACUCGGGUGAGAAGCCCUACCAGUGCAAGCUGUGUAGCACCAAGUUCACCCAGUACAUUCACCUCAAGCUCCACCGACGCCUGCACAUCGCCCGCGACCGCCCCCACUGCUGCCCUCUCUGCGCCCACACCUUCCUCCACCGCUUCUCGCUGCGCAUCCACCAGCGCAGCUGCUGCCCCGCCUCUGCCCAGGCCCACGCCAGCUCACAUGCCCACGCCCACAUCCGCGAGCUGGUCGAGCGCUUUGACACCAGCCCCGAGGCGGACACGCUGCCUGAAGGGGCAGGACCGGCCCAUUUGGAAGCUGCAGUGGAGCGCUGGGUGGCCCGGAGCUUGGAAGGGCGAGAGGGCAAGGAGGACCAGAGUGAAGCCACCCUGCUGCUCAAGGCCUUCACGGCGGCCAUUAACGCCCCAGCUCCUCCCACGACGUCAUCGCACACUUCUACUUCAGCCUAUCAGGAGAGGGCUAGUGUUGUACGCCUCUACAACCGGCCAAUGGUGAAGACGCAAGGGCAGUAGGCAAAGUAGAAUUACCCGUUUGGGGAGGGGUAAGGAACGAGAAACAUUUUAAGGGUCUACCUCCUGAAAAGCCAGAGCACAAUCGAUAAAGUCGUCACGGAAAAAAUAAGUAUUUCCUCGAGGGGAGGAGAGACUAUGGAAAGCCAAUAAGAGGGCAGCACCAAAACAAAGACUAUUCAAAGACAUGGCCAGUGUGUUCAGUGAUUGCACUUCCACCCUAACUAAGGGUGUUUUCUUAAUCGCCGUGAAGUUUCACUCAGGUCCACAGGUGUACUUUACAUGGAAUGUGUGAGAGAGUUUGUCAGCUAUAUUUGUUCAGUUCAGUGAUUAUUUUUCUUGUUAACGUAAUGUUACGUCUUGACACUUCCAAGGAGGCUUACUCUUGGGAAAACCGUUGGACCAAUGCCACAGACUAUUACUGCGAUAUCUAAUGUUUAAUUACCGGACAAUCUUUGUGUAUAUUUAUUUAUUUUUGCUAAAAAAGGGGUAGAUCAGGGAUCUUGAAACUAUGUGUAUGUAUUUGCGUUUGCCAAAAAAAACAACAAGAAUCAAAUCAAAUAUGAGGAUAAACAGGUCUAACUUAUGUAGCAUAACUUUUUCAAACAUAAAUUGUGUAUUCUAAUGUAAUGUAACAAGAGAGGAAAGCAAACUAAAAGUAGUCAGAAUGUUAGAAUGUUCCGGUUCAAUUCAAAUAGCUUCUCAGGACUUCCUGUGAGUCAUUUAGUGAUGUAUUGGAGGUACAUACUUCUGCACAGAAACUAGCAAUAAAAAGAAAAAACGUUUGUUUCUUCUUUUUUGUGUGUCUUUUUGAAUGUUAAAACAUUAAGACAGUGUGCUUGCAUUUGAAUUUGUUUGAAUAUAUCCUGAAAUACCAUUGCGUUUCUAGCUCUUUCUCUUUGAUUCAGUUGUUAUCUACCCACUGUCGAUAUCUGCUUUAUUUAAUUCGUCCUCUAUACUGGUGGUACUGUAGAUGCGAUUGUCAUCCGAAUCAGAGCAUGAACCAUACAGUCUGUGAGAAUGAACCCGAUGUAGUCUGUACUGCACUUUCCCCUUUACUCAGUCUGCUCCUAGUACCACUGUGAAUAUAUACUCAGGUGAAUGGCUCUCGGCUCUUGUUAUUUUACCAAAACUAUUGACAAAGGUACCUCAUACUAGAGCUGUAUGUUUUCGCUCUCACUGGAAAAAGCCAGAAAUAGAUCCAUGCGCACCAAGGUUUCUGUUACCUAGAACCAAAAUGGUGGAACUGUUCUAACAUUAAUACUGUGUGAAUUAUAAUUGUUUUUGUAUACACAUUUGUAGUUUUGUCUAUGUAGUUUAUUUUUGGACCAAGGUUAUCAUAUGUGGAUACUUUAUGUCAGAGAUUAUUUUCAUGAUACUUUUGCAAUAAAUGUAGCACAUGUUGUUUUUCAAA
Molecule: messenger RNA, 4786 nt
Organism: Oncorhynchus mykiss (rainbow trout)
Lineage: Eukaryota; Metazoa; Chordata; Actinopteri; Salmoniformes; Salmonidae
Product: PR domain zinc finger protein 1
Biological process (GO): cell fate commitment; regulation of transcription by RNA polymerase II
Cellular component (GO): nucleus; cytoplasm
Molecular function (GO): DNA-binding transcription repressor activity, RNA polymerase II-specific; protein binding; RNA polymerase II cis-regulatory region sequence-specific DNA binding
Source: RefSeq, a predicted model, not a curated record